GAAUUUUUGUUUUGAUUUUGAUUUUUGACUCCCUUUUUUUAUUCGUGGGGCCCGGGUAGGUGUGGAAGCGGCCGGUUUUUCUCGUGAAAUAUUUUCGUCAUCAUGAAAUUGUUCCUACUGGCCAUUGCAAUCCACGUUAUCUUUCUACUGUCCAUAUUCUACAUUCACUUCCAAUCGCCAAUAAUUCAAGAAUUGCCUGUUGGACGGGAGAGUGAUCGACCACCAGCUGAUCGGUUGGUUCUUUUCGUCGGAGAUGGAUUAAGAGCAGAAUCUUUUUUGAAGCACAAUUUAAGCCGCACGAAGUAUCUGCGUAAAAUUCUGUCGACGAACGGCGUGUUUGGAAUAUCGAACACCCGGGUUCCCACUGAAUCGAGGCCUGGGCAUGCUGCCUUGUUGGGAGGCGUGCAUGAAGAUCCAAGCGCUGUGUUCAAGGGAUGGAAGGAAAAUCCGGUCGAAUUCGAUUCGGUGCUGAAUCGUUCCAGUGCAAGUUGGUGCUGGGGUAGUCCGGAUAUUGUGAACAUGUUUUCUCAAGGAGCAACCGAUGGUCGAGUCCAUACGGAUGCGUACGCAGCUCACGAUGAACUGUUCGCACAGUCCGCCAACACUUCCUUGCUGGACAUUUGGGUCUUCGACCGAGUACGACGGUUUUUAUCCGAUUCUGCCACAGGCCAGGACGCACUCUCACGGAAGAAAGUUAUUUUUUUUCUCCACCUUCUCGGUCUAGACACGGCCGGUCAUGUGUAUAAGCCAAACUCGUUACUUUUUACGGAAAAUUUGAUCACCGUCGACAAAGGUAUUGAAUCGACAGUGGCGCUAGUAGAACGUAGCACUGGAUACGAUGGAAGAACGGCUUAUAUUUUCACGUCCGAUCAUGGUAUGACCGAUAAGGGAUCGCACGGAUCAGGGGAUACGUUUGAAACGGAAACACCAUUUGUAGCGUGGGGUGCAGGUAUAGGAAGUUGGAAUAGAACGACACUGAAAACAACCGAUAUGAGUAACCUCUUCCAGCUGGAUGGACACAGCAUUCCCGUUGCUCAGUUCAGUCAGGCAGAUAUAGCACCGUUCAUUUCUGCCGUUCUUGGAAUAGCCGUACCAAAGAAUAAUUUAGGAAUAUUGCCACGGCAGCUACUGAACGUUUCCGAGGAGUACGCAACAUGGGCAAUGUGGAACAAUGCUGAACAAUUGCUACAACAAUAUUAUCAUUGGCAAAAAGAAGCUGAACAAAAAACCUUUCAAUCGCUUGCCUCAACGAAGCAGAACAACUUUAAAAUAAUGAUCGAAAAUUUUGUUGGACAAAUUGAGAGCUUAACGGAGGAGGGAAAAUAUAUACAGGCCCAAAAAAUGUGUGACAUGCUUAUGAGCCUCACCCUGGAGGCGAUUCGAUACUUUCAAAGAUACUAUCAAUCGGAGUUGCUAUUUGCCUUAACGAUGAUGAUGCUGGGAUGGAUUCUGAUGCUAACCAGACAGACGUUUACUGUUACGAAUAAGAACAAGCUCGAAUGUUCCUCUAACAAAACCAGCCGAACGGUAGGCUAUGUGUUAAGUGGAUUAGUUGGUUUUCUUGUUUUAAUUCUUAACAUCGCACAAAAAACUCCUUCGUUGGCAAUUUUCUAUUUUCUAGUUCCUGUUGCCGUGUGGGGCUACGUUGUGAUAAAAUGGCGAGAGUACAAGGUUCUGUUUACUUUGCAAUAUAUAUUAUAUGCCGUUGGAUUCAUAAUCUUUGCAGAGGCUCUAGUAUUUUCAUUCAUGGAACCGCGUCUAUUGGGCGUCCUUCUGUUUAUACAUUGUUGCGUUGUAACAGUUGGAAUGAAAAGCAUUGAAAAUGGUGAAACCAACCUGCUGCGAUCGGUCAGGAUUCGAUGGAUUUGUGGUUCGCUUCUGCUAAUUGCAUUCCCUCUUAUCCCAAAAGUUGGGCGUAUCGAUUCUAACGUUUAUUUGUUAAUCACAUCUAUCAUUGUUUGGACUGUUGCCAAUAUGGUUAUCAUUAGAACCUUAACUCUUCCCAAAUUUUUGGCACGCGCUAGCAUUAUGGUGCACCUAUUAAACUCGGUUAAUAUGUUGUAUAUUGUCUACGCUAUUGAAUCAAACCUUUCCAUCCCACUGCGGAAUCGAGCAUUGUGUUGGAUAUUUUCUGUUCUAGGGAUACUGCUGCCACUAUUCACGCGUAGUACCAUUGCUGAUCGUAUGUUAGGUCUAAUUAGCGGUCUUAGUAUCCCAUACACGAUGCUCUCUUUGUCCUAUGAACCUCUGUUUCUCCUUUCCUUCUGCCUAACACUUUAUGGCUGGCUAGAAGCAGAGUGUCUCAUCACUCAUGGAACUUUAAUGCACCAUAGUACGCGGUUUAGUUCAUCCCAAAAACAAGCGCUAUCGAUCGGUGUGCAACAAACUCGUCAAACAUGGGCUUUUAUACUGUUGCUGUUAACAUCGUUUUUUGGUACGGGCAAUCUGGCAACGGUCAGUUCGUUCGAUCCGAACUGGGUACGAUGUUUCGUAGCAACUUUUUCUCCUUUCACUAUGAUGGGCCUGAUUAUACUUAAGUUGUUGAUUCCGGUUGUGCUGGUCGUUUGCACGUUGAGAGCUAUCGUGAUCGUAACUUCCGUUCCGAAGAAUAAGCUGUUCACACUCACGCUUAUCUUGUGUGACGUGAUGUGUUUGAACUUUUUCUUUCUCGUCCGCAACGAAGGCUCGUGGUUGGAUAUCGGUACCUCGAUUUCUCAUUUCGUCAUCAUGCAAUGCACGACCAUCGUGAUAAUGAUGCUCUACGAAUUUUCCCGUCUUAUAACAGAAUGGUCCUUCGUGGAUGCAAACACCCAGACAGAAGGUUUACCCGUUUCUAAUAAAAUAACGCGGCGAAGGAGUAUAUGAUUUUUCGCUAAACAAGUUAGGGAAGACAUCGCAGCAAAGGAUCAAAUAAAACGAAUCACUCUACCGACUCGAAUGAAUAUUUGAGAAACCGGUACAGAUACAGCUCUUGCUUAUCGC
This is a messenger RNA of Anopheles darlingi, 2982 nucleotides long. RefSeq names its product GPI ethanolamine phosphate transferase 1 (gene PIG-N). The coding region runs from base 103 to 2865 and encodes 920 amino acids. Gene Ontology annotation, biological process: GPI anchor biosynthetic process. Gene Ontology annotation, cellular component: endoplasmic reticulum membrane. Gene Ontology annotation, molecular function: mannose-ethanolamine phosphotransferase activity. The record is from RefSeq and is a predicted model, not a curated record. NCBI's taxonomy places the organism in Eukaryota, Metazoa, Arthropoda, Insecta, Diptera, Culicidae. The transcript has 15 exons.